Molecule: messenger RNA, 1791 nt
Organism: Triticum turgidum subsp. durum (durum wheat)
Lineage: Eukaryota; Viridiplantae; Streptophyta; Magnoliopsida; Poales; Poaceae
Source: the annotation of a GenBank genome assembly
AUGCAGCAGCGCAAGGCGCCCAAGGCGUGCGCGGAGGGCGCCACGGAGCAGGAGGCGUCGCCGGCGGCCGUGCUGCCGAGGACCGCCACGGCGCGCGACUUGCUGGAGGCGGAGGAGGCGGAGGACCAGUGCUCCAUGACGCCGCGGAAGAAGAAUAAGAGGAGGCAGCCGGGCGCCGGUGAGAGGCGGUGCAGGCCGGUGGUCAACCUGUUGCUCGUCGCCUUCGUCGUGGCCGUGCUGCUGGCCGUCGUCCUUCUUGUCGACGGCGGCCGCGCUCCCGCGGUCUGGAUCGCCGCUGCCGGAGCCCAGCUGCGUCGAGGUUCCGGUCACGCCUGGUUGCCGUACGCGAGGAACGCGCCGGACAAACUCCUCGGCGGCCUCCUGGCCGACGGGGUCGACGAGAAGACAUGCCGCAGCAGGCACGAGUCCUCCGCGUACCGGCGGAGCACGCCGCGGCGGCCUUCCCCGCACCUCGUCUCGAGGCUGCGACGGCACGAGGAGCUCCAGCGGCGGUGCGGCCCCGGCAGCGACGCGUACGGCCGCGCCGUCCAGCAGCUGAGCGCCGGCAGGAGCGCCGUCGACGCCGAGUGCAAGUACGUCGUCUCCGUCUGCAACCGCGGCCUCGGCAACCGCAUCCUCGCCGCCGCGUCCGCGUUCCUCUACGCGCUGCUCACCGACCGCGUCCUCCUCGUCGACCGGGGCAACGGCAUGGGCGAGCUCUUCUGCGAGCCCUUCCCCGGCGCGACGUGGCUGCUGCCCCCGGACUUCCCGGUGGCGGGCCUCGCCAACAUCACCGUCGACGCCGCCGAGACCUACGGCAACAUGCUCAAGAACAAGGUGCUCACGACGGACUCGACUCACUCGACGCCGAUGCAGGUGCCGGCGUUGGCGUACGCCUACCUUGAGCACGACUACGGCGACGGCGACAAGAGGUUCUUCUGCGACGACGACCAGCGCCUCAUGUCCAACAUCCAGUGGCUGGUGGCGAGGAUGGACACGUACAGCGUGCCGGGGCUGUUCCAGGUCCCGUCCUUCGCGGAGGAGCUCGCCGCGCUCUUCCCGGAGCGCGACGCCGUGUUCCACCACCUCGGCCGGUACCUCUUCCACCCGGCCGACCACGUCUGGGGCCUCGUCUCGCGGUACUACCGCGCCUACCUCGCGCGUGCGGAACAGCUCGUCGGCAUCCAGCUACGCGUCUUCGACAGCGAGCAGGGCAAGUCGCCGCACAUCCUGCGGCAGAUCACGUCGUGCGUGUGGAAGGAGAAGCUGCUCCCGGAGCUCCUCGCCGCCGGCGAGCCGGCCGUCACGCCGGCUCCCGGGGGCGUGUCCAGGACCGUCCUGAUCGCCUCGCUCAGGCCGUGGUUCUACGAGCGCAUCAAGAGCAUGUACUGGGAGCAGCCGACGGCGAGCGGCGAGGACGUGGGCGUGCACCAGCCGAGCCACGAGGAGUACCAGCAGUUCGGCCGGAGGUCGCACGACACCAAGGCGUGGGCCGAGAUGUACCUGCUCAGCCUCUGCGACGUGCUCGUCACCUCCGGCUGGUCCACCUUCGGGUACGUCGCGCAGGGGCUCGCCGGCGUCACGCCGUGGGUCAUGUACCGCCCGCUCAACGUCAGCGAGACGCCCGACCCGCCCUGCGCCCGGGACGUGUCCAUGGAGCCCUGCUUCCACACGCCGCCCAUGUACGACUGCAAGCUCAAACACACGGCGGACACGGCGAGGUCGGUGCCGCAUCUCCGCCGCUGCCAGGACGUGAGAUGGGGCCUAAAGCUUGUUGUUGACCCCAAGUAG